This is a messenger RNA of Emericellopsis cladophorae, 786 nucleotides long. Its product is annotated as Ribosome-recycling factor-like protein. The coding region runs from base 1 to 786 and encodes 261 amino acids. Gene Ontology annotation, molecular function: ribosomal large subunit binding. The transcript has 2 exons. The record is from RefSeq and is a predicted model, not a curated record. NCBI's taxonomy places the organism in Eukaryota, Fungi, Ascomycota, Sordariomycetes, Hypocreales, Bionectriaceae. Gene Ontology annotation, biological process: translation. Gene Ontology annotation, cellular component: mitochondrion.
AUGUUCAACCAACCCAUUCGACUCCCCAAAGGCAGGAUCCUCCAAGCAGUUCGACCCUUCACAACCACCCCAGCUAUCUACAAAAAACGAAAGAUCGCGGCACCUGCCAACUCCCCUGUUCGCAAAGACGAGCCGACAUCCUCCUCGAAAGAUGGCGCCGCCUCGGGCGCCGCCGACGAGAUCGACCCUCUCGACUUCACACCGCUGACAUCCACCUUCCCCGGCAUCGACGCGCACUUCAAGACCCAGCUGCAGGCCCUCCUCCACGGUGGCCGGUUCAACCCGGACCAGCUCGGCACUCUCACCGUCACCGUCAAGUCCGUCGUCCCCGCGGACGACAUGUCCGGCACCAAGGUCACAAAGGUCGAGGACUUCCCCCUGCGCGAACUCUGCCAGGUCGUCCCCCGCGGCCGCACGCUCUCCCUCCUUGUCAACGACAACGAGUACAUCAAGCCCAUUCUGUCCACCAUCCAGGCAAGCCCUGAUUUCAACCAGCAGCCCCAGCGGUCGGACGAGAACGACCUCGAGCUCAUUCUCAAGGUCGAGAUGGAGCGCAAGGAGGACGUGAUCAAGCGGGUCAAGGACCUGACGCAGACCUGGCGCGAGCGCGUGCGCCACGCCCGCGGCAAGCACGAGAAGCUCAUGAAGGAGUGGAAGCGCAAGGGGGCGAUUCGCGCCGACGAGUUACGCAAGGCGGAGAAUGAGCUGCAAAAGGUGCAGAACAAGAAGAUGAAGGAGAUUGACGACGACGAAGCUAGGGCAGUCAAGCAAUUGGGGCGGAACUAA